GUCCGUCCCCAUAGAAGAACCCAUCAGCAGCAGUGGGCUGGCUUAACUGGGACUUUAGAGCUGACCUAUCCCCUCCGUGUUAGUUCCCGGUGUCCCUCUGCAAGAGGUAGGAGGGGGCAGACGCAGAGGCAGAGGCAGGCACUCAGGAGCCUCCUCAACACUCUACCUCCCACUAGCCACCCUGCUCAACGGCUGACAUGACCAGCACUCAGUAGAUAUGAGGACAACAGCUGCAUCCUGAGCUGACAAAGAAACACUUCAUUGAAGGAACAAGAGGCUGGGAAGUUGAACACAUACUACACAAUAUCAGGAUUGGAUAAACGUUGUGGAUAAACAACGUUUCUUUAUCUCUAGGGAAGUCGAACACAUACUACACAAUAUCAGGAUUGGAUAUUCAGAUAGUUUCAAGUUGUUUAUUGACAUUGUUUAUCUCUAUAAAAGUUGUACAGCGUAUAGCUUCAUAGGUACCAGAGAUCUAUAUAACCCUGUUUCCUCGUCUAUUCUGAGGAAACAUCCAUGUGUCUUGUGGACAGGCCCUCUGAUCAGCAGCACUUCCUUAAUAAGAUGCACCUCCCCAGGAUCAUGAAGAGAACCCAGUCACCCCACAGAGAGACCGUUUCCCCUGUCCUCUCAUACUACUCAGAGCCAGCCUACCUGCAGCACCGUAAGGAUGUGACUAGAGAUCUGGCCCCGCUGCCUGGUGCAACGAGAAGAGGAGCCCUGGAUGAGGAAGACCAGGACGAGACGCUGAGCCUACGGAGCAUGCCCAGUAUGAGAAGCACCCUGAGUCACGCCUCAAAGGUGAAAAGGUCACGGGGCUUCCCGGAGAGACACACCAUCCCCGAGCUCAGACUGCCCCCUGUUACUAAGAUUCAUCCCGACCCCAGAGCCAGUCUGGAAUUGAGGGGUACUGGCUACCUGAGAUGUUCCAGACUUCCACCCAUCAUCAAAUCUACCAGAACCCACGAGCCUCUGCACCAGGAAAGACCCCCAGGUCCAGCUGGGUACAGGCCUGAGAAGAAGGGAGAUGUUCCCCCUGGACUUCCUGACAAGAAGGGAGAUGUUCCCCCUGGAUUUCCAGAGAAGAAGACUGUUGGUCUGAAGAAGCAGGGAGAUGUUCCCUCUGGACUUCCUGAUAAGAAGGGAGAUGUUCCCCCUGGACUACCAGAGAAGAAGACUGUUGGUCUGAAGAAGAAGGGAGAUGUUCCCUCUGGACUACCAGAGAAGAAGACUGUUGGUCUGAAGAAGAGUUUUAAUAAUGAGGACCUCCUCAAAGUACCUGUUGUGACCAUGUCCAAGAUCAUUUCUGAUCCACCUCCAACUGAGACCCAACACAUCACGUUCCACAGCCCCGCGCUGCAGGCCGUGUACCCGAUAACCCCUGACAACGAAACGCAAACCAGGAAGCCACAGGAAGAUAGAAAACCCCCGUAUCCCAGAGUCCUCUCUUCUACAUCCACCUGCGCUAUAUCUAACACCAUCGGCCCUGAGAAAGUAUACAGAUUCCAGCCACACCUUCUGAGAGAUAACCCCCCUCCAUACUCCUCUGAGUGGACCGAUCCAAAGGCUUUAACCCAAGGAAGGACUGAGUGGACUGAACCAAGGGCUCCAACCCAGGGGAGGAGAGAGAUGCUGUUGAUCAGACUGAGCAUCACAUGGUCCAAGGCUGAGAACAGCAGCAACCUGAGACAGCCACAGUCCCAGUCUCAGCUCCAGCGUUGCCCCAUCCGUCCCCUGAAACCAGCCCUGAGAAGACUACCCAUCUCCAACACAAGGAGGCUGAGGGACUGGGGGACGACUUUGGGGUGUCUGUGGGAGGAGGAGGAGGGGUGUGUCCCACCCCCGGUCCGAGUCCAGCCUGGGUUACUGGAACCCUUUACAGGGUUCAAAGAGCACCUCUGUCGCCAGCUUCUCCACCCCCCCACCCCCCUGGCUCAGCUCCUGGAGAAGGCCUCAGAGGGAGACCAUAUAGACACACAGGCAGACAGACCGGCAGACAGAAUAGUAGACAAACAGUAUAGACAGACAGGUAGACAGACCGGUAGGUAGACCGGUAGAUAGACAGGUAGACAGACCGGCAGACAGACCGGUAGAUAGACAGUAUCGACAGACAGACCGGCAGACAGACCGG
Oncorhynchus nerka (sockeye salmon) is the source of this 2131-nucleotide messenger RNA. RefSeq lists its product as uncharacterized. The transcript has 6 exons. NCBI's taxonomy places the organism in Eukaryota, Metazoa, Chordata, Actinopteri, Salmoniformes, Salmonidae. The record is from RefSeq and is a predicted model, not a curated record. The coding region runs from base 517 to 2049 and encodes 510 amino acids.